UUCGAUAAUAUAAAAAAACAACCAAAAUGGCGACAUAUUGCACAAUCAAGAAAUUUUGAAAUACCUACUAAGUAGUACGGUAUAAAGAUGAAUAUCUAUGCAAAAAAUUCAGUACAAAUAAUAAGUUUCGCGUACUUUGCGAAAAGAAACAAUGGCUUCAAGAUGCACCUCACGAAAACCGACUCCGGAUAUUCGUCCCCAGGCGAUUCGUACCAAUUUACCAACAGAAAAGUCAGACUCAGAAUCUGUGAUACGAACAGUUAACCUUACAGAAUUGCCUGAUGUAGUGUUAUUUGCAGUGUUUAGCCACUGUACUACUGAAACGCUCGGGAAAAUAUGUCAGGUUUGCAAGAGAUUGCAGAAGUUGGUUUAUUGUGAUAUUGUUUGGGCCAAAUUUGCUAAACAAGCUUUGAUGAUAUAUGCCUCAGGAAGAAAGUCCAAAUGGAAAGUGACCUGUCUCCAUGAACAUUGUCGGUUAUCUACACACUGGGUGAGAAAGCAGUGCACAGAAUUUAUACUUGCCAGGAACAGUUCAAGAUUGUUGCCAUGGAUGCAAAUGGACCAAGACAAACUGUGGGUCUCAUCAAAACACCUCAUUCGUUCCUACAAUCUUCACGUGCGUGGCCUGCCGAAAAAAGCUAAGAAACAUGUACUGGCUCUUCCCAAUACCCAGGAUGUGACAAGGUUUGCAGUGAAAGACAAUGUUGUGGUGUCAGGCUGCAGGGAUGGCAGUGUAUACAUGUUUGAGGGUGGAAGGUGUGUCAAGGCAUUCUACAAGCUGCACGAAACUGACGCCCAGGCCGUAGACUUUCACAACAAUAUUCUGGUAUCUGGAUCCAGAGACAAAACUGUGAAGAUCGUCUCCCUUGGAAAUGAAGUGUCACAUGAUCAUCACCAGCCAAUCAGAGCUGUCAUCAACCUGAGAGAGAGGGUCUGGUCAUUGGCUAUACAACCAGCAGGAGGAAGUUUCACUGUAGGCACUGCAGGAGUUCGUGGCACCCCAUCUCUGUCUGUCUGGGACCUGCACAGUGAAUCACUGCUGCACACUCUGGGUGAUUACCGCUAUGGUGCUGGUGUGCUGGACAUGAAGUACGAGGAUGACCACUGCCUCCUCUCCUGUGGCUAUGACGCCUGUCUCAGGCUCUGGGACCUGAGGACUGGGAAAUGCGUCAAUGAAUGGACGGAGCCUUACGACUCCACCCUGUACUGCGUCCAGACAGACAGCAACGUUGCCAUGGUUACCGGCACUGCUCAGCACGGAAUGGUGCGACUUUGGGACAAGAGGACCAAUGUGCCAGUCCAGGAGUAUUUCUUUGGCCAAAAGAGUCCCGUGUAUUCUCUGGCAUUUGACUCGAGGCGGAUCUAUGCUGCCCUGGAUUUGAGCACCAACUACAAAGACUUCACUGACAUGCAGAAAUGAAACAGACCUCAGGAAUAAAAACCUUUGUCGAUGUUAUUAUAUAUUCCCUCUCAAAAGCAACAGAGUGUGGCUUAAAAUAAUUCCAACAAAAAGAAGACAUUUUUAUGCCCCUGGAUCGAAAGAUCGGGGGUAUAUUGUUUUUGGCCUGUCUGUCAUUUUAUGUGUGUGUGUGUGUGUGUCCCAAAACUUUAACCUUCUUCAUAACUUUUGCAAUAUUGAACAUAGCAACUUGAUAUUUGGCAUGCAUGUGUAUCUCAUGGAGCUGCACAUUUUGAGUGGUGAAAGGUCAAGGUCAUCCUUCAAGGUCAAAGGUCACAAAAUAAUUACAAAACUUAAACCAAAACAUUAACCUUCUUCAUAACUUUUGAAAUAUUGAACGUAGCAACUUGAUAUUUGGCAUGCAUGUGUAUCUCAUGGAGCUGCACAUUUUGAGUGGUGAAAGGUCAAGAUCAUCCUUCAAGGUCAAAGGUAACCAAAAAAAUCAAAGCGGCGCAUUAGGGGGCAUUGUGUUUCUGACAAACACAUCUCUUGUUUAAGAAUGGUGAUUGAAAUUCUUGUGAAUAAUAAUAUUACCAUUACUUUCAUAUAACUGAUCUUAAAAUUUGUCAGUUCCAUAAAAUCACACUGAUAUUAA
Molecule: messenger RNA, 2054 nt
Organism: Dreissena polymorpha
Lineage: Eukaryota; Metazoa; Mollusca; Bivalvia; Myida; Dreissenidae
Product: F-box/WD repeat-containing protein 4-like
Exons: 9
Coding region: 152-1420 (422 amino acids)
Biological process (GO): SCF-dependent proteasomal ubiquitin-dependent protein catabolic process
Cellular component (GO): SCF ubiquitin ligase complex
Molecular function (GO): protein binding
Source: RefSeq, a predicted model, not a curated record